AUGUCUCAUGUCGAUCAAGCAUGUAAACCGAGGAAAAAUCUCUCAAAUAAAGAGAGAUGGGCAGUGUACAAUGCUUUGAUGGCGAGAACUAAUGGUGGGAAAAGGAGAAAAACUACAACGCGGGAAGUCUCCGAUUUAUUAUCGGUACCAAUGAAAACGGUGCAAAGAAUUUGGAAUCGGGCAAAAGAAACUUCUCAUGGUGGCGGUGUAGAUGUUUCUCAUAAAAGAGGUAAUUCUGGUCGGAAGCCAAUACCUCUUGAUUUGGAUAAAAUUCUUGCUACUCCAUUACAUAUGAGAACAAAUCUAAGGUCAUUCUCAGUAUCUGUGGGUGUGAGCGCUUCGACAUUACAGAGACGUGUCAAAGAAGGGCUUCUUCGACGUCAUACCAAUGCCAUUAAACCAAGCUUGACGGAGGAAAAUACUAUGAAGAGGCUAGAGUUUUGUUUGUCCAUGUUGGACAAAGACACUUUGUUUCAUGAACCAAAAUUCGUUGAUAUGUACAAUAUUGUACAUAUAGAUGAAAAAUGGUUUUAUAUGACGAAGAAAAUGGAGAAGUAUUAUCUACUUCCAGAAGAAGAAGAUCCACAUCGCACUUGUCAAAGUAAGAAUUUUAUUACAAAAGUGAUGUUUUUGGCUGCAAUGGCUCGACCUAGGUUUGAUGAGGAAGGAAAUGAGACAUUUUCUGGAAAAAUAGGAAUAUUUCCCUUUGUUUCUUUGGAACCAGCUAAAAGGCGAAGUAAGCAUAGAGCUGCUGGAACUCUCGAGUGGAAAGCGUCAACUUCCGUUAAAAGAGAGCAUGUAAAAGAUUUCUUGAUUAAUAAAGUCAUACCGGUGAUUCACGAAAGGUGGCCAAAAGAAGAUCUGGGGAAGACUAUUUUUAUUCAACAAGACAAUGCAAGGACGCAUAUUAAUUGUGGUGAUAAGGAUUUUGAAGAAGUUGCUUUGAUGUAG
This is a messenger RNA of Microthlaspi erraticum, 951 nucleotides long. The record is from the annotation of a GenBank genome assembly. Lineage: Eukaryota; Viridiplantae; Streptophyta; Magnoliopsida; Brassicales; Brassicaceae.